GUACUAUCUUGUUUGAAUAUUAAGAAUACCAAUGUCCAGCAGGUGGAGAAAUUGUAUUUUAACAACAAUCUCAAUUCCCAAACGAAGUAGGAGAAGCAGACCUGUUUGGCAGUAAGCGCUGGACAAGGAUGUUAAUAUUGCACUAUGUAAACUAGAUAGGCCAGGUUCAAUGUUCAGAAGCAGGUGCAUUUUCACAGCUUCAAGGCAUUGGAUUCGUUCACCAGCUUGGAGACCUCAGCUGCUCAUCAGGAUGUCCAGUUCUCCUCUCCCAGUGGCUGCUGUGUGUCAGAUGACGGCCACUCCAGAUAAGGAAGCUAACUUUUUUGUCUGUAAAAACCUGGUGGAAGAAGCCAAACAGAGAGGAGCUAGCAUGGUGUUUUUGCCUGAGGGGUUCGACUAUAUUGGAUCAAAUCAAGAGGAAACACUGUCACUCUCUGAGAGCCUAGGGGAAGAGACAGUCUCAAGAUUCACUGAUAUGGCCAGGAAGUUGGAGGUUUGGCUGUCUCUUGGUGGGUUUCAUGAACGAGGACCAAACUGGAAAACAGACAGGAGAAUUUAUAACAGUCACAUCAUUAUAAAUGAUAAAGGAGACAUAGUAACAGUGUACAGAAAAGCCCAUUUGUUUGAUGUGGAGCUGCUGGAAAAAGGAGUAUCCCUCAAAGAAAGUGCUUCUACUAUUCCUGGACCUUCACUUAUUGCACCAGUUCAAACUCCUAUUGGCAAGGUUGGGCUGGGCAUCUGCUAUGAUCUACGAUUUCCUGAACUUUCACUGGCUUUACAAAGACAGGGAGCAGAGAUUCUGACCUAUCCAUCUGCCUUCACUGUAGCAACAGGAAUAGCUCACUGGGAGGUCCUGCUCCGUGCUCGGGCCAUAGAGACACAGUGCUUUGUCCUGGCUGCGGCUCAGGUGGGCCCACAUCACAGUAAGCGUUCAUCUUACGGCCAUGCUUUAGCUGUAGACCCCUGGGGAGAGGUGCUGGGGGACUGUGGAGGGGAGCAGCCUGGACUCAUCAUGGUCGAAAUAAAUCUGGAAAAAAUUGAAAAUACUAGAAAAAACAUGCCAGUUCAAGAGCAUCGCAGAAACACUGACUUUUACCACAGUCUAGAGAAGACAAAAUAGUGAUAAUAAAAUAAUAUUCAUUUACAAUAGUGUGAUGUGAGUCAAAUUUUUGGUUAACGUUAAUAUAAAGUUGUCUGAAAUGUAUUUGAUCGUGUUUUUUUUAAUGCCGUUAACAGAAUAUAAGUGGAUUUCCUACAGAUGGCGCUGUUUAAUCAUUUUAGAAUACAGCAUAAUUUGAAAGAUAAUUUACCCUCUGCAUCAAACCGGUAAUGCACUCUUGUUGAUUAUUUUGUUAACUGCAUAAAUUGAUCUUUGGGGUUAUCAAAUGCAAAGGCACCACAUGUAUUGUUUGAAUUGUUAUUAUUUAUGUUGUUUUUUGUUUUAUAAUAAUAAGUAAAAACUUUUUUUUACAU
Periophthalmus magnuspinnatus is the source of this 1473-nucleotide messenger RNA. RefSeq names its product nitrilase 1 (gene nit1). The transcript is spliced from 6 exons. Gene Ontology annotation, molecular function: hydrolase activity, acting on carbon-nitrogen (but not peptide) bonds, in linear amides. The coding region runs from base 170 to 1120 and encodes 316 amino acids. The record is from RefSeq and is a predicted model, not a curated record. Lineage: Eukaryota; Metazoa; Chordata; Actinopteri; Gobiiformes; Gobiidae.